GCCGCCUCCUUUCUCCCGUCCUGCCAUUUCCCACCCGUCCAUCCAUCCCUGUACCUUCGUUCCUUCUCAGACGCGAACACCAUGAGCAAUAGGAUCCACCCGUCGGACGCCGGACGCGGCGGCCGAGCUCGUCGCGCGGCGCCGGCGCCGGCGGAUCGCCGCCCGGCGGUGUACACGGUCUGGAAGAGGUCAAGCAUGGGCUUCCAGGGCACCGACGGCUUCUGCGUUUACGACGACGCGGGCAGGCUGGCGUUCCGCGUCGACAACUACUCCCGGCGCCGGAAGCUCUGCGCCGGCGAGCUCCUGCUCAUGGAUGGGCAAGGCACGCCGCUCCUCUCCCUCAGGCCACAGCUUCUCAGCCUGCACGAUCGCUGGAAUUGCUACAUGGCAACGGAAGAAGAAGGCCUCGACAAGAAGCCGUCUCCCACGUCACAGCAGCAGGUCUUCACGAUGAGCAGGUGCUCAGCUCUGAAGAGCAGCGACGAAGCAGAGGUCCACAUGUCACCAGCAGGCACCACUGCAUCGUCAUCAUCUGGCCUCAGCUGCAAGCACCCGCAGGUUGCCGCCGCUCCGGCCUACCGGAUCGAGGGCUCCUUCUCCAGGAGGAACUGCAAGAUCCGUCGUGGCAGCGACGGCAGGGAGGCGGCGCGGAUAGCAAGGAAGAGCGCCAGCGUGGCGUCCAGGCCGGUGGCGACGCUCGGAGACGACGUGUUCAGCCUCGUCGUCCGUCCAGGCGUGGACGUGGCGACGAUCAUGGCUAUUGUUGUUGUAAUGGACAGGAUCUGUCACAAACCGUACACGCCCAUGGUGUGCUCGUCACAGUAGAGGUGUAGUGAUGGUGAGACCGAGAUAUCACAGACAGUGUAAACCAUAGGUUUAGCAGUAGCUGAGAGGCAGAUAUCAACGCAGCGACUCCUCACUAACCCAUUUUGCGUCUUUGCAA
Molecule: messenger RNA, 943 nt
Organism: Panicum hallii
Lineage: Eukaryota; Viridiplantae; Streptophyta; Magnoliopsida; Poales; Poaceae
Product: protein LURP-one-related 5-like
Exons: 2
Coding region: 82-825 (247 amino acids)
Source: RefSeq, a predicted model, not a curated record